Messenger RNA from Fonsecaea monophora, 936 nucleotides. RefSeq lists its product as hypothetical. Bases 1 to 936 code for a protein of 311 amino acids. Lineage: Eukaryota; Fungi; Ascomycota; Eurotiomycetes; Chaetothyriales; Herpotrichiellaceae. The record is from RefSeq and is a predicted model, not a curated record. The transcript has 2 exons. Gene Ontology annotation, molecular function: oxidoreductase activity.
AUGGCCGUUGACAAGGCAGACUCUACAAUCAAGACUGUGGCAUUAUGCGGGGCCUCUGGCUUCGUCGGUCAAGCCAUCUUGAAGGCGCUGUCCGAGUCUGGCCGCUUCGAUGUGACAGUUCUCACUCGCUCAGUCCAUAGCAAUGGCAAUGGCCACGUCGAAAAUGACCGUGUCAAGUACAAACAAGUCGACUAUGAUUCGGUCGACAGCCUCACCGACGCCCUCCGUGCCCAAGACGCAGUGGUUUCGGCCAUUGGCAAAGGAGACACGGCACGCAUCCAGCACAAUCUGAUUGACGCUGCAGUGGCUGCUGGCGUCAAGCAUUUCAUCCCUUCGGAAUUUGGGGCAGAUUUGAAAAACACAAAGAUAUCCGCGUUUCCGAUAUACAAGGGCAAAGUGGCCCUGGAAGCAUAUCUGGAGGAAGCAGCAUCCAAGAGUCGAUUGAUAUACACGUAUAUAUACAACAACGUGAUCCUCGAUUUUGGUCUUCGAGUCGGUUCCAUCCUCGACUUCAAAACCAACACAAUUCGCAUCUACGACGGCGGCGCCCACAAAUUUUCCACCUCAACCUUGUCGGCCAUUAGCCAUGCAGUUGUCCAGAUCCUGCUGCAACCUGAAAAGUUCAGCAAUCGACCUGUUCGGAUUAGCGAGGUUGCCAUUUCCCAGAAACGUCUGUUGGAAAUCGCAAAGAAACUCGAGCCAAGCAAGGAAUGGACUGCCAUCUCAGUCGACUCGGCCCAGCUGGUCCAAGACGUCCAAGAAGAAGCGGCCAAGGGCAUUUUCAGCCUGCGGGUGUUCAACGCCUACGCAAUCCGCGGGGCCUUUGCACCGGAUUUCGGUUGCCUGUAUGAGAACAACGACAACAAGGCACUCGGCAUCUCCGAAUUGACCGAACCCGAACUGGACCAAUACUUGGCGAGAUUCGUUCGUCAAUGA